CCCGACCACCAAAUUUCCUCAUUCUCUUUAUAAUCAUCAGAUCUUUCCUUGCUAGUUUUCCAGGGCUCGAAAAAGAAACUCUCAAACCCUCUAAAAAAAAUAAACAUCAUUUUGCGAAUUAAGAUUGUUUCGAGCCCCUUUGAUACCAAGGAUAAGAAUCCACAUACAAAGCUAAAACCAGUUAGAGUUUUUCUUAUCAAAAAGACGAAAUGCCACUGUCGGCGUCGUCGGCGGACACAAGCAAGACGGUGAAGCUGGAGAGGUACAACAGCUACCUCCGCAAGAUCCACAGUACCAAAGUUCUCAAAGCGUCUUCUAAAGUUCUUUUCCGAGCAACACUCCUCGUCGCUCUUGUCCUAGUCCUUGUCUUCGCUAUCAACUACCAUCCACUCUCCGACAGCCACUCCGCCGCAUCACACCAUCUCCACCGUCGCAGCUUCUUAUCAACAGGCAUCUUCUCUUCCUCCUCCUCCUCCCUAGGCGAAGGAGCCGCGUGGGAGAAGCGCGUGAGACAAUCCUCAACACCAAAACGACCACACGGUCUCUCCGUCCUCGUGACCGGAGCAGCCGGGUUCGUCGGAUCCCACUGCUCCAUCGCGCUUCGAAAACGCGGGGAUGGAGUUUUAGGAUUCGACAACUUCAACGACUACUACGACCCAUCGCUCAAAAGAGCAAGACAAGAGCUUCUAGAGAAGAACCAGGUGUUCAUCGUGGAAGGAGAUCUCAACGACGGUCCUCUCUUGCGUAAGCUCUUCGACGUCGUCCCUUUCACUCACGUCCUUCACUUAGCAGCUCAAGCCGGAGUUCGUUACGCCAUGAAGAACCCUCAGUCUUACAUCAGCUCAAACAUCGCUGGUCUCGUUAACCUCCUCGAGGUAGCUAAAGCAGCUAAUCCUCAGCCCGCGAUCGUCUGGGCUUCGUCCAGCUCCGUUUACGGACUCAACACCGAGAACCCGUUCUCCGAAGAGCACAGAACUGAUCAGCCGGCGAGUCUUUACGCCGCGACGAAGAAAGCAGGAGAGGAGAUAGCCCACACUUACAAUCACAUCUACGGUCUUUCCUUAACCGGACUCCGGUUCUUUACGGUUUACGGUCCUUGGGGAAGACCCGACAUGGCUUACUUCUUCUUCACCAAAGCCAUACUCCAUGGCAAAUCAAUCGACAUUUACCGAACGCAAGACAAUCAAGAAGUGGCGCGUGACUUCACCUACAUAGACGAUAUAGUUAAAGGAUGUGUCGGUGCGUUGGACACGGCGGAGAAAAGCACGGGAAGCGGCGGGAAGAAGCGAGGACCGGCUCAGUUACGCGUUUACAAUCUCGGGAACACUUCUCCGGUUCCUGUCGGGAGACUGGUUUCGAUCUUGGAAGGAUUGCUGGGGAGUAAAGCGAAGAAGCAUCUGAUCAAAAUGCCUAGGAACGGUGACGUGCCUUACACGCAUGCUAACGUGAGCUUGGCGUAUAAAGACUUUGGGUAUAAACCAACGACGGAUCUCGCGGCGGGGUUGAGGAAGUUCGUCAAGUGGUACGUUGGUUAUUACGGGAUACAGCCGAGGGUAAAAAGGGAAAACUCUCACGCCGAUGAUUCCGCUUAAAUAAUGGCACCCUUCUUCAUCAACAUCACAUGCUUGUUUUUAUUUCUUUACAACCCGAAAAGAAAAUUAUUUACAGGGACAGAUUUCUGUAUUUUUCCGUUUUUAAUUUUAAAAAUGCCAAAAAAAAUCAUUAAUGUUUUUUAUGGUGGUCCUUUUUUAAGGGGGAUCGAAGUGGGAAUUAAAUUCUUACAGCUGUAUGUUAUUAUAGAAAGAUAUUUGUGGGUAUAAUUCGAAAUAUAUGUGGGUUUGUUAUGUAAUAAAUGAUGGGAUAAUGAUCUUGCUGGAAAGUGUUUAGAGA
Messenger RNA from Brassica rapa (field mustard), 1890 nucleotides. Its product is annotated as UDP-glucuronate 4-epimerase 6. NCBI's taxonomy places the organism in Eukaryota, Viridiplantae, Streptophyta, Magnoliopsida, Brassicales, Brassicaceae. The record is from RefSeq and is a predicted model, not a curated record.